Molecule: messenger RNA, 3814 nt
Organism: Linum trigynum
Lineage: Eukaryota; Viridiplantae; Streptophyta; Magnoliopsida; Malpighiales; Linaceae
Source: the annotation of a GenBank genome assembly
UUCCUAUCUCUUCUCUCCACUCUCCCCUGCCGCCCUUGCACCACCGCCGUUCGUCUUUCACAGUUGUUGGCUCCGUUCUCCAUCUUCCAGACUGGUGCUCAUCUCCAUCCUCGCUUUCUACUUUCUCACAUCUCCAUCUUCUCCUGAGAAGCUUCUUCCCGCCGAUACAAGAGAAAGCGAGAGACGUAGAUGAAUCUGGUCGCUGGCACCGGAGAGACAUCAGAGAGAGCGUGCAAGAGAGAAGCUACCGCCGGAGAUAGAUCAGAGAGAGCGCGCAAGGAGAAAGUGAUUGGUGAAAAUUGCAAAGAUCGAAGACCCUGCUAUGCCUCCCUGCCCGCGAAGAAGAUGAAUUGGCGCUAGCCUAGCCCAUCCUCUGUCUUCUCCUUAUUUGAAUGCGAAGAAGAAGAUGAAUCGGCACACCCUACUCUGCCUCCUUGUCUGAACGCGAAGAAGAAGAUGAAACUCGGUAGUGGGCUUUAUUGAAGAAACCCAUAUCUCUAUCAAGGGAAACAAAAUCGCAUAAAACCCUAAUCUCCUAAUCUCUGGAUCCUCGUAUGUGUUCCCAUCAAGAGGAGCAACGCCUGUUGGUGGAUUCAAAUUGAAGGGGUUAAGGAUUUUCCUGGGUUAGAGAUUUUGGGGCACUGCCUGUUGGGCCUUCAGGUUCUCUCCACAAAUUCAAGGUUGCCUAUGGGUCAUAACAAAGAUGGAGAACGCAACACCGAUAAGCAAGAUGGGGAGCUAGUGAAGCUAGUCGCCGUGAAAGACGGACAUCGGUGGUGUGAUGGCGGCAUCGCGGCAGGGGAGAGUGGAGAGAAGAGAGAGGAAGGAAAAUCUUCUUUUUUAUUUUGUAAUUUGACUAUUAUUAUUUAUAUACUUUUAUUAUAUUCAUUUUUCAAAAAUUAAAAAUUGUUGCAAAUAUGAUUUUAUAUCCAUGUGGCAUAGUCAAACAUUUGACUGUUUGCCACAUCAUCAAAAACCAUCCAUCUCAUUUAAUAGUUUGCCACAUCAGAGUCAACUAACGGUUGACCGGAUGAAAAGUUAACGGUUUGGUUAAUAAAUUGGUUUUGAAAAGGUUUGGCUAUUAUUUUGUUUAAAAUGAAAGGUUUGGCUAAUAAAUUGUAUUUACUCUAAGAUUUUCUAUUAAAUCAUAAAAGUAUUCACUUAUAAAUUAAAUAAACAAAAAAGUAUUGACCUUCUUAAGAUACUUUCUGCCACAGGAUGUUAGUGGGGUUAUUCCCAUGACCUCCACGUUCAUCCACUCUUUCACUCAUUUCCAGCACAAACCACAUCUAAUCGGAACACUAUAUAAAGGCAAGUGUGACCCUCAAAAGCUCUCACACUGUUGAAAAGCAUUACCUAGAUUUUAUUUGUUUGAAAGCAUCCAUGGAGUUCUGCAGUCUAUCCCAGCUCAACCUGCAUGAAGACAACGCCGCUGUCCGCGUCAGGAUCCUUCGAUUAUGGAGGACAAUGAAGCCAGAUGGUGUGCAGAUUCACCAACUUCAUAUGUUGCUGCUAGACAACGAGGUAACAGAGAUGCAGGGCUUAGUUAGCUCAGUUCAUGUACCAGAGUUUCAGCCCAUUCUUCAGGCCGGAAGGAUUUACGUCUUCAGAAACUUUGUGGUUCGUUCCUAUCAUGGUCACUAUAGAGUUUCGCCUUCUACCCGCCGAAUCUGCUUUGGUGAUGAUACAUUGGUUGAAGAAGUGGCGAAUGCGCAUGAUAUACCGACGUAUAAUUUCCGUUUUUUGGCCGCCGCGGAUCUACCGCAAGCUGUCCACAACCAUGCCUAUAUGUCUUAUAUAAUCGGUGAGGUUGUAGCUGCCGGACCAGAACAAGCACUAUUCGAGGAUGUUGCUGUUCUAAGGCGAAAAACUGUUGACCUGAGAUUGCUAGAGGGUGACAUAGUGGAAGUCAUCUUAUGGGAUGGUCUGAUUGAUCAAUUCCAAGAAUUGAUGCCUCAUCACCCGGACCCUGGAACCACAGUUGUGUUCACCUCUGUGGUAGUUCAGCAUUUCAAUGGUCAACACUACUGUGUUGGAUCAAAUGCCACCAAACUCUACUGCAAUUUGCACUAUCCUCACCAACACCCUUUGCUGAAUAAUAUAGAAAAUGCUUUCCUGGCUAUUGACUAUACUUUGGAGGAAGCCAUAGGGGUGAGUAUCAUCUCUUCAAUUCCUGAGCUGAACAUGUACAAGACUGACAUCAAUAACCAGGGCAUUUACUUUAUUGUUGAUGCCCAAGUGAAAGAUGUGAAUAUCUUCUGGUCCCCCUCAAGGCUCAAGUAUCUGGUGCAGUUGAAUAUUCGUAAAGGAUCUGAUGAAGUUGUUGUUAUGUUUACGACAAGCAAGUUCCGCUGGAUUGCAAGUCGUAUUAUUGAGGGAACAGACAGAGAAUGGACCCAGAACUUCAGCAUUCUCUUGGAUUCUUUAAGGGGUCAAUCAUUCAAGCUGAUGGUCGAACUGGGUGGUUUCAACCAGUUGACAAAUGAAUUUGAUGUAGUCCUGCGCAAGUUGUUCUGGUAGAUAAUGUUUCAUCAAGGGAUUAGUGGUUUAUGGGGACGUAAAUGUGUUCAUAUCUGUUUCUUUCUUUAUUAGCUGAACAUUAGGACCAGCAAGUGUUAAUUAGCUGGUCAGUCUAUUUUCUGUUAUGUUUCUGUUUCCUAAGUACUGAUCAUGUUUCUUAAAGUUCAGUUAAUGAAAUAUAUUUCCUUAAAUUUGGUUUCUUAAUUUCAAUUUUGUGUCUUUUCAAUUGAAGGAUUUUACCUACUUAUAAUCUAGAACACAUCACUCUGUUAAUAGACAGACUCCAGCACUUAAAUAAAAUCGAGGGAGUUUGGUACUUACAUAGCAGGGUCCAAGAAGUCAGUUGCUCCAAAGAGUUUGAGCUAGGAUGCUUUGGAAUCCUUCUCUCGCCAUAGAGACAUGUAUAUCUCCUAACUGUAAAUGGGAUUUGGAAAUGCUGAUGUGCACUUAAACUUCAUGUGGCUUUAUGUGUGUCGAAGAAUUCCUGGUAAUCAUGCUGUACAACUCACAAGUCAUUUCCUAAAGGUUGUUCCAAUGAAUCCAAGAAACAUAAUGUUGUAAGCAACAUAAUUGAACUUACCUCAUUCUAUUUAACGACUGUCGAUUCGUUAUUGGCAGCCUUCUCUGGACCCUCACUUUCAAACAGGAGAUCAAGGAUAAGAAUCAUGUGGUUGCCAGCUGCAUUCCAGCUUCCCCAUCCUCCUGCUGGUUGACUUCACCAUCGACUUGGGGUUUUUGUUUUUGUUACACACAAGUCAUUUUAUGUAUGGUUAUUUCAGUUCACUUAUCCUCUGGCUCUCCCUCUUCAGUCAGUUGCGGAAGCAACUCCCAAAUCCCCAUUUUUGUAAUGGCUGCCGCCGGAGGAAGCAACUUUCUAUCAGCGCGAUUCGUUAUUUGCACUCGACUGUAAACCCCACCUUGACACCCAGCGGGAUUCAUCUUUCAAUUAAUCGGGCGCCAACAUUAUAUUGGGGGAUUGCGCCGAGGACGUAAGAAUUGUGAAGGGACGAAGUUAUGAAUCGUGAUCGAGAGCCAUCAAGUCUGGCGGGGAGGAGCAACAGAGGCGGAAAUCAAGGAGAGGGACUUCCGAUUUCGUAUUCCGAUCCCUUUGUCUGAAGGCAAAUGGAUGGACUUCAGUUUUUUUUCAAUAAAAGAGGUUAUAUGGAUAACAUCGAUGUUCAUGGAGACGAUGAAGUGAACAGAAAUAGGUAGAAUUGUCUGAAGAUGACGGAUACUCUGCGUUUUGGUGAGUUUCACGUAAACAAUUCUUUGGACAUAAAAUUAUAUUUGGGGC